AGUACAUAUUUAGGAUGGAGGGGAUGCUCUCGGGGCUGCGGCGCCGGGGGGUAGUGAAGGCGACUGACGUGGCUAGCGUGAGGAUGAGUCAGCUAUUCAGUGGCUCCGUGGAGGAGGACAAGGUGGCGUGGACUAUCCGGCAGGCUUAUAGGAAAGGUCCCCCUCCAUCCUUUGGGCAACUGAUUAGAGAGGUGCGAGAGGGAGAGAGAGCGUUGGGGCGGAAAAGGGACAUGGGCCUACGGGAGCGAUCCUCAGCGAUACAGGAAGUGGUGGCUGAGUGGAGGAAUGACAAACCCCCGGGGAGUAGGGAACCCCCUUUGGAGGGGAGGGACAGGGGAGGUACCUACUCUCAGGGGCGAUCAGUGCAGUGGAUUGGGAGCAGGAGCCGUCCUGGGAGAGGAGGGGCGGCAGGCAGCGUGUGCUUUAACUGUGGGAAAGAGGGGCAUUUCAGGCGGGACUGUGGAAGGCCGAGGGUGUGCUAUAGCUGUGGAGAGGAGGGACACUUUAGGUGGGAUUGUGAGAGACAAGGAGUCCCGCGGAGGACAAGCCCCCCUACGACUAAAAAAGGGAGAGGUGUCGGGAAACUUAGGAGAGGCUCAGUGAGGGAAUGGACUGGAGCCUCUGGAGGAACACGUUCCCAGAGAUCAGCCGGAAGACCACCGGGUGCCCACGCCUCUGUUCCGGAUGGGCUGGUAGGACCCCGUGCCAGUGUGGGUCUACGGAUAGAGGGAAUUUACGCAAAAGCCGUUCUUGAUAUGGGAUCACAGGUGACCUUAUUGUACCGGUCUUUCUACAAUCAAUAUCUAAAGCAUUUGCCUGUAACCCCAUUUGACGCCCUGCAGAUUUGGGGUGUGAGCGAGGGUGACUACCCGUACGAUGGGUACCUAUCGGUGAGAUUGGAGUUCUUGGAGGGCGAUGUGGGAGUGUCGGAAGCUAUUGAGACGUUGGUGUUGGUGUGUCCUGACCCAGUGGAAACCGGUGGUGCUGCCCUCCUGGUGGGGACUAACUCCCCAGUUGUGCGACGGCUCCUGGGAGCUUGUAAGGAGAAAGGGGGGGAAGACUUUCUGGAGACCCUCUCGGUGCAUCCAGUGUUUCGAGCAGUGUUUGCAGAAGGGGUUGCCUCCCAAGGGCUGGACCCGGAGUGUAAACGAGGGACGGUGUGGUGUAUGCAGGCGAGGCCCAAGGUGAUCCGACCCGGGGAGGUAGCCCUAGUGAUGGGGACCCCCAGAUUCCCAGGAGUGCCGACGGGAGAAGCCCUGUUAGUAGACUCCCCAGAUGAUCUUGAAGGGGAGACACGAUUUCCGGCGGGGGCGCUGGUGAGGCCCGAAGUGCAGAGACCAGGGGUGGUACAUGCGAGGCGUAUAGCUAUAAGUGUCAGGAACACCACGGCAAGAGAAAUCACCUUUAAGAGGGGAAUGCCGCUGGCACGUCUGUUCCCGGUGACGGUAAUGUCCAGCGCACCAGUGCGGACCCCUAACGGGGAGGGAUCGGACCAUCGAAGGGAGCUGACCGCUGAAGCCUUUAACUUCGGGGAUUCCCCUGUGUCGCCGGAGUGGAAACGCAGGCUAGUGGAGAAGAUGCUGAAGAUGGAAGCUGUUUUUUCUCGGGGCGAGUUUGAUGCUGGCUGCUCCAAAAGCACUCGCCACACCAUCCGGGUGACGGAGGACACCCCGUUCCGAGAGAGAUCCCGGCGGCUGGCUCCGGCAGAUGUUGAGGACGUGCGACAGCACUUGUGCAAUUUGAAGGAGGCCGGAAUCAUAGCUGAGUCUCAAAGUCCUUAUGCGUCCCCAAUAGUGGUGGCACGGAAGAAGAAUGGGCGAGUGCGCAUGUGUGUUGACUACAGGACGUUGAAUCGGCGAACUGUCCCUGAUCGAUAUACUGUCCCAAGAGUCGAGGAUGCGUUGGCCUGCCUGAGCGGUGCGAAAUGGUUCAGUGUGCUGGAUUUAAGAAGUGGGUAUUACCAGAUCCCGAUGAGUGCGGCCGAUAAAGAGAAGACCGCUUUUAUCUGCCCGCUGGGGUUCUUUCAGUUUGAACGAAUGCCCCAAGGCAUAUCCGGAGCCCCAGCCACCUUCCAGAGGCUCAUGGAGAGAACUGUGGGGGAUAUGAAUCUGUUGGAGGUGCUGGUGUACCUGGACGAUUUGAUAGUGUUUGGAUCGACUUUGGAGGAACAUGAGGAGAGGCUGUUGAAGGUGUUGGGCCGGCUUAAUGACGAAGGGUUGAAGCUUUCCCUGGACAAAUGCCAGUUCUGCAAGUCGUCGGUUAACUACAUUGGCCAUAUCAUUUCGCGAGAGGGAGUGGCUACUGAUCCAACCAAGAUAGAGGCUGUGACCACCUGGCCGAGACCCCAGAAAGUGGGUGCUCUGCGCUCAUUUUUGGGUUUCUGUGGGUAUUACCGGCGAUUUGUGAAAGGAUACGCCAAAGUGUGUCACCCGUUGACUCAGCUGUAGUGUGGCUAUCCCCCGGUGGGGAAGAAGAGGACGGGGAACCAGAGGCAGGAUGCUGAAGGAUACUGGAACCCGGCGGAACCUUUUGGCUCGAGAUGGGAUGAUCAAUGUGAAGAGGCGCUCCGAUCUUUGAAAAGGGCACUGACCCAGGCCCUGGUGUUGGCUUUUGCCGAUCCCCAGAAGCCAUAUGUGCUGCACACGGAUGCCAGCCGAGAGGGUCUCGGGGCUGUUCUGUACCAGGAGCAUGGCAAAGCAUUGAGACCGGUAGCCUUUGUCAGCCGAAGCUUGUCGCCAUCGGAGAGAAACUAUCCCACUCACAAGUUGGAGUUCCUGGCGCUGAAGUGGGCAGUGGUGGACAAGCUAGGCGAUUACCUGUACGGAGCCAAGUUUGAGGUGAGAACGGAUAACAAUCCUCUCACUUAUAUUUUGACUUCGGCGAAGCUGGAUGCCACAGGACAUCGGUGGCUGGCGGCAUUGUCGGUAUAUGAUUUCAGCCUGAGGUACCGCCCCGGAAGCAAGAAUAUCGAUGCGGAUGCAUUGUCUCGUCGGGAGCCGGGGGAGGAGGAGAGGGACGAGGAGUGGGAGAAUGUCCCUGCCCCUGGAGUGAAGGCGAUGUGUCAGUUUGUUAUCACCGUGAAGGCCAAGGGAAGAGGGAGGCUGGAACGAGCCGUGGACCAUUUGGGGGUUUUUGACGACGCCAUACCCCUAGUUUACUGUGACCUGACCGCACUGGGGACUAAACAGUUGCCGGAACU
Messenger RNA from Hypanus sabinus (Atlantic stingray), 3199 nucleotides. RefSeq lists its product as uncharacterized. The coding region runs from base 15 to 2447 and encodes 810 amino acids. The record is from RefSeq and is a predicted model, not a curated record. Gene Ontology annotation, molecular function: nucleic acid binding; zinc ion binding. The transcript has a single exon. NCBI's taxonomy places the organism in Eukaryota, Metazoa, Chordata, Chondrichthyes, Myliobatiformes, Dasyatidae.